AUGAGCUUCGCAGAACCAGAAGGACGACCAGCCAAGAAAAGGAGGUUUUUCGAAGAGAAAUCUAACCUGCUUGAUGCUUCAUUGACUUCCAGUGCCUCUCUGCCGGACGAAAUCGACGCGUUUCCUGGAACAUCCUCAACGGACGCCUACGAUGGCAACCAAUACAGUAUCAAGAAAGAGGACCCAGAAUCAUUGGACUCAUUCCAAGAUGACUUCACGCGAGAUAUCAAGCCUCUUUCCGGGUUUGAUAAGCAGACGUUCGAAAGCUUUAUUGGGGAUAAGGUCUCGUCAGAUAUACUAGGUCGCUUAAGAGAAGCUUGUGGAAGCGACAUUGAAAGAGCUGUGAAUAUGUACUUCGAUGGUUCAUGGCGAAACUUCAAGAAAGAGAAGAUUGGGAAUAGCUCGAGCACUGGGGUCAUGUCUGUCAAUGCAUUUACGAAAUCAUUGCCCAUCGUCGAGAAAAACAACACCGCCACAAAGCGAUCCGAAACAGAAGUUUUUGCAGAUAUCACUCCGGCUCUUAGAGACUCCAUGCCGGAGCAUCGUUAUAUUGGAGCUUUUGGAGUUGGGGGCUGGGCAACUACGAGUGGCACAAACCUAAUUAAGCAUGGUGAGGUUGUCCGCAUCGACAGGCAGAAAAUUCAACCCAUGAGGACUCCUAUAUCCAAAGGCAGAGGAAGAACCGCUGUAAAUCAGCCACCACCCAAAGCGAACACCGCUGCCGGCAAACGGGUAGACGUGAUUGUACGCUUCACAAAUUCGAAGGGCAGUGAAAUUGGAAGAUUGCCUAGAGAAACAGCGAACUGGGUUUCGACGUUAAUGGACCAGAAGGUUUGCAGAUUUGAAGGGACAUGCGUCUAUGCUCCUGAACGCAUUCGAACGAAUGACACAAUAUUCUUACAACUAAGAUGCUCACUACUACGGACCGCGUUCGAUAACGCGGGGUUUAGUAUGCCAGAUAAUAGAGCCACGGGUAUGUUUGAAGAGAAGGAGACCUCAGAAGAAAAAGAGUUACGUUUGCGUCAAGUAGCCCUCGUCAAACUUUUCGACGAAGUAAAUCUUCUACCAUCGAAGACAUCUGCCACGACAGCCAAACAUAAACGAGAAGGGCUACUUCAGGCCGCUGAAGUCGCUGAGCAGUAUGAGAGAUCCAAGGCAAAGGAUGUAAAGGUUGAAUCCAAAGAGGUUGUGAGUCUCUCCCCUCCAUCAGAAGAAGCAGAGGAUGGGAAGGAACUUGAGCAAGACCAGUUGGACGCGCUUUACAAAAAAGCACAAUCGUUCGAUUUUAAUGCCCCAGCUGCAGAGCCUGCAGCAACCUUUGCAAUGGAUUUACGGCAAUAUCAGAAACAAGCACUACACUGGAUGAUGUCGAAAGAGAAGGAUGAAAAGAACAGUGAUCGAGAAGUGUCUAUGCAUCCACUAUGGGAAGAAUAUGCAUGGCCAAUUCGGGAUAUGGACGAUAAAGACCUUCCGGGUGUCAGAGGUCAAGAUUCACUUUAUGUGAAUCCCUAUAGCGGCGAGUUAUCUUUGAGAUUCCCAGUGCAAGAACAGAAUUGCUUGGGAGGAAUCUUGGCCGAUGAGAUGGGACUGGGUAAGACAAUUGAGAUGAUGAGUCUGAUUCAUUCACAUAAGUCUGAUGUCUGGCAAAACAUGGUUAACCCAACUGCUGUCACUGCAUCGGUCAACAAUCUGCCUAGGUUACCUGUGAAUUCCGGCAAUGUAGAGUCAGCGCCAUGUACAACUCUCGUUGUGGCCCCUAUGUCACUGUUGGCACAGUGGCAAAGUGAAGCCGAAAACGCUUCAAAGGAUGGCACAUUGAAGAGCAUGGUGUACUAUGGUAAUGAGAAAAAUGCGGAUCUUCAAGCAUUAUGUUGCGAGAAGAAUGCUGCUUCUGCUCCAAAUGUCAUUAUUACCAGCUAUGGUGUCAUUCUCUCAGAAUUCAACAAAGUGGCAGCGAAUGGCGGCAACAGGGCCGCCCAUGGAGGCCUCUUUUCCUUGAAAUAUUUUCGCGUUAUAUUGGACGAAGCUCAUCAUAUCAAGAAUCGUCAAAGCAAAACUGCUCGGGCAUGCUAUGAGAUCGACGCAGAGCACCGAUGGGUGCUGACCGGCACUCCUAUCGUAAACAGGCUAGAAGACUUAUUCAGUCUGGUCCGUUUCCUUAGAGUUGAGCCGUGGAGUAACUUCUCAUUCUGGAAGACAUUCAUCACUGUGCCUUUUGAGUCCAAGGAUUUUAUGCGAGCGCUUGAUGUUGUCCAGACUGUCCUCGAGCCGCUCGUUCUUAGAAGAACAAAGGACAUGAAGACACCUGCGGGCGAGGCCCUUGUCCCUCUGCCACUAAAGACCAUCAACAUUGUUGAUAUCGAGCUAUCACAGCCAGAGCGUGAGGUGUACGACCAUAUAUUCACGCGCGCGAAGCGAAACCUUGCGGCAAACAUGGAAGCUGGCACUGUAAUGAAGGCUUACACGAGCAUCUUUGCUCAGAUUUUACGGCUACGCCAAUCUUGUUGCCAUCCUAUUUUGACAAGAAAUCAGAAUCUUGUGGCGGAUGAAGAGGAUGCCGCUGUGGUUGCUGAUGCCGCGAGUGGGAUGGCUGAUGAUAUGGACCUUCAGUCUCUGAUCGAACGCUUCACUGCAGAAACGGACGACUCUGCGGACGCGAAUGCAUUCGGCGCACAUGUUCUUGAGCAGAUUCGUGACGAAGCAGAGAACGAAUGUCCUAUCUGCGCCGAGGAGCCUAUGAUUGAGCAAACAGUGACAGGUUGUUGGCACUCAGCCUGCAAAAAAUGUCUUCUGGAUUACAUCAAUCAUCAGACCGAUAAAAAUGAGAUUCCUCGGUGUUUCUCCUGCUGCGAAGUUCUAAAUACCCGCGAUAUCUUUGAGGUAGUUCGCGAUGAUGGCCACCCCGACAGCAAAAUAACUUUGCAGCGUCUUGGAUCGAAUUCUUCAGCAAAAGUCGGCGCCCUGCUAACUUCGCUCAAAACCUUGCGCAACGAGAAGCCGAGGACGAAAACGGUGGUUUUCUCUCAAUUCACAUCAUUUCUUUCCCUGAUCGAGCCUGCGCUCACGAGGGCAGCCAUCCCAUUUCUUCGACUAGAUGGAACCAUGGCUCAGAAAGCCCGAACAGCAGUUUUGAAGGAUUUUUCCGCUUCAAAGAAAGGAGUCGUCCUACUUCUUAGUUUAAGAGCUGGUGGAGUUGGCUUGAAUUUGACAAUGGCUAAGAGAGUUUACAUGAUGGAUCCGUGGUGGAGUUUUGCGGUUGAGGCGCAGGCUAUCGAUCGUGUUCAUAGAAUGGGUCAGACGGAUGAGGUGUUGGUCAGUAGAUUCAUCGUUAAGGAUAGCAUUGAGGAGAAGAUGUUAAAGAUUCAGGAUAGAAAGAAGUUCAUUGCGAGCUCUUUGGGGAUGAUGAGUGACGAGGAGAAGAAACUGCAGAGGAUUGAGGAUAUCAAGGAGUUGCUAUCGUGA
Glarea lozoyensis ATCC 20868 is the source of this 3462-nucleotide messenger RNA. Its product is annotated as P-loop containing nucleoside triphosphate hydrolase. NCBI's taxonomy places the organism in Eukaryota, Fungi, Ascomycota, Leotiomycetes, Helotiales, Helotiaceae. The record is from RefSeq and is a predicted model, not a curated record. The transcript has 2 exons. Bases 1 to 3462 code for a protein of 1153 amino acids. Gene Ontology annotation, molecular function: nucleic acid binding; ATP binding; zinc ion binding.